ACACACCCGCCCAUUGAAUCAUCGCGAACAGUGCCUUUUAAUUUACCUGGAUAUAUCAGACACCGAAAAAGCGGAACGCGAAAACCGGAACGGCUACUCUUCUUCAUUUUAGAGUCGAGUGAGAUGAUAUAUGCACAUAAUUUUUCUUCGUAUUUCUUCAAAAAGUCCAGCGCGCAAGAGUUUCGAUGGAAGUUUCAGUUUAGACUUAAUUUUAUUCUCACAUCGGUGAUGAUAUGUUCUGUUUAUGGUCGCCCAAAAUUAUUGAUUUUUUUCAGCAACACGCAGAUCUACUAUCCGUCAUUGACAUCCUUGGAAAUGCGCCUGAAUCUGGCUCGUAAAUUCGGAGUUGGCGCCGCCAUCUGGGAUUUCGGUCAGGGCUUGAAUUAUUUUACUCAGGUUCUUUGA
Messenger RNA from Haemonchus placei, 405 nucleotides. NCBI's taxonomy places the organism in Eukaryota, Metazoa, Nematoda, Chromadorea, Rhabditida, Trichostrongylidae. The record is from the annotation of a GenBank genome assembly.